Pogonomyrmex barbatus (red harvester ant) is the source of this 2418-nucleotide messenger RNA. RefSeq names its product adenosine receptor A3. The record is from RefSeq and is a predicted model, not a curated record. Gene Ontology annotation, biological process: G protein-coupled receptor signaling pathway. Gene Ontology annotation, molecular function: G protein-coupled receptor activity. Gene Ontology annotation, cellular component: plasma membrane. NCBI's taxonomy places the organism in Eukaryota, Metazoa, Arthropoda, Insecta, Hymenoptera, Formicidae.
GGAUAGAGAAGAAGAGGGGAAACCUGAGAAACGUAACGCGCAGAAGAGAACAAAGGAUGGUGUAGACGCCGUGGCGUCAUGUCUGUCGUGUCUGCAGGACCUCCGAGGUGGACAUUCGUGUAAGAAAAUGUAUUCGUAUGACGGUCCUUAAACCUCGCCUCGGGCGUGCAUUCUCGUGUAUAGAGAGGGUAGGAGAGACAAGAGUGGGAGAGAGAAGUCGGGGCGCCUGUUAUCAACAGGGAGGGCGUUGGAGCGAGAGCGUGAGGAAACGGGGGAGAGAAAGAGGGCUAGCGAGAGAGAAAGAAAGAGAGAGAAAUAGACGGAACGAGAGCGAGAGAGAUAGAGGGUGGCUGUGGGAAGGGAAACGUACGACAGAGAAGAUAACGAUGCUCGAACGUGAUGCUAUGCACGACCGCGAGGGUUGUUCCGAACGACGACGUGUCGUCCGAUUAACAUUGCCUCGAUCGCUCGUUAAAGCCUCGACGAAGCUCAUUAGUCACCCUUACAAAGAAACCUUUCCAAGUCGAAGAGCUGCGUGAAACUCGAUUUUACGGUCUGCGGACGGCAAUUCGCGCUUCGCACAAUUCGUGGGACACGGCUCGCUCUACAUCCCGCAGGCUACUGUCGACUGCAACGUAAUCGUCCCACGAGCUCGCCUUCGGCUUCACCGUCAUCGGUCCAGCAUCGUAUCCGCCUGUUGUCGUCCGCGCUGCAAGAUGAACGAACGAUCCAAGAGGGAGUUCGUAGUGCGUUCGGCGCGCCGUGAGACGACGAGAUGAAAUCGCGCGGUGUUAUUUAUCGACCGAAAGAUCCGAAUCGAUUUGCGUCACGUCGAGUAAUUCCGAUGAUGGUGGUGCGCGGCUUAACAGUCAUGAUAAGCGAGCGCGUUCUUAUCGCAUUGUUGACGAAACACGUGUACGAGACGCGUGUGUGAUUGCGCAUCGAUUUGACUUCGCUCGCUCGGAUCCACGUGUGCAAGCACGAAACGCGCCGGAACUUCGAGGAACAGAUCACUCUCCAGUAACCGUUUCAGAAUGAACGUGACGAUGAUCAACGGUGCCACAAGCACCAUGGCUAAUAUUAUCAAUCUCGAAUCUGAAAGACUCAGCAAGGCGAUCGGUAGCAACAUGACUAACGACGGUGACGUUUCACCAGUGACCUUGUCGUCGGCCUGGUCCAGAGUGGCUCGACUUCUGCUGUUGGCCUCUCUUGCCGUCGGCGGAAGCGUGGGUAAUGUCUUCAUGAUAUCCGCCGUCGUAGUGGAAGAUCAGCUGAACAAGCGAGGAAACGCAUUCCUCGUGAACGUGGCGCUGGCGGACCUGCUGGUGACUGGCCUGGUAAUACCGGUCUCGGUGAUCGUAAUCCUGGCGGGUUACGCGGAAUCCCUGGGUGCCUGCCGAUUCGAGUGGACCCUCGAGGCCCUUUGCUUCCUGGUGACCGUACUAACGUUGGCCACAAUCGCCGCCGAAAAUUACGCACGUCUGUGUCUGCCCGCCGAAAGAUACGCCAGCCUGACGGCGGGUCGUGUAACAGCCACGAUCAUCAUCGUCUGGUUAAUCGCCGUGACAGUGGUAGCCUUGCAAUCGUCUCUAGACAUAGGUCCUGACUUUUGCCGUCGCAAGCUCAGCGGCAUCGCGAUGGAGCAAGCGGUGGGUGCGAGCGUGCUGGUCGGGCUGCCAGCUCUGAUGACGAUCUUUCUCUAUGUGAAGCUGGUGAUACGCGUGCGACGAGCCACCCGGGGCUCGUACAAACCGCCGGCCGCCUUCUCCUGGGACUACGAGCUCACGAAGGCGAACAUGUGUAGCUGCGUGAUGUUCGUCGUAUUCUGGCUGCCGUUCGGCCUGGCGGUCUGCGUGAAUUCCUUCGUCCCGAUCAGCACCCGCGUGCUCUACAACCUAGCCUGGUUCGCCCUGUCCAAGUCCUGCUUCAACAAUCUGCUCUACUGCGUGGCGGACCGCCACUUUCGCAGCGCCUACGUCAAGCUCUUCCAUUACUGCUGCUGCAAGACCACGGUGAGCUUCUCGAGGAGACCGCGCGGUGGUGAGGGUAGAAAUUCUAGCGACGUGCGUCUCAGAGUGCACAUUAUUCACUCGUACGCGAGUCCGUCGUCCUGCCGUCCGACUGUGGCCAGACCGAACGGACGUGACGUCUAUGAGCUCUAGACGCGACAAUUGCGAUGCGACGCGAUGCGAUGCGAUGCAAUGCAAUGCGAUGCGAUGUGAUGCGACGCACGUAGGGUGCACAAAGUGGAGGGAUGCCGCCGAUAAAGAUGUCCUCGCGGCAUCUAUACAAACGCUCGUUACGUGAGAGUUCGCUUUUGCGAGAUCGGGCAAUCAUUGUAUCGACGCACAAAUGACGUCGCACCGGAGUUGCUUCCGGUAUGGCCUUAUAAAGAAUUGAUUCUUUCGUUUCUUGAUU